CAACCAUUGAAAUAUUUAAUCAUUUAUACAUUGAUAUUUCAUCUAGAGAUUGAAUAAAUAUGAGAUUCGUAGGUUACUGUCUAAUAAAAGAUAAGCUACAAUUUGGAAAAAAAAAUGAUAAUAAUGAUUCGUAGAUUAUGUUCAUUAUAGAUUGUUUUAAUCUGAUGCACAAGUAUAAAAUUGUUCAUAGGUGUGUCUCGUUGUCUGAAUCAGAAAUCUGAUUCAAGACCUUUACAUUUCGUUUCAAAUGCUUGACUUUGAAAACCACUUGGUCAAUGUUUAAUGGUACAGUUUUGUGAUGUAUAACACAUCAAUCAUAUUAAUUCCAUUGGUGAAAACUUUUCACUCUUAACAUAUCUAAACUCCAAUCAUGAAUUUUUAUGGGAACUUUGGGAACAUCUUGACUUAAGUUCAAUUGAAGGGAUUUUAUUAAGGUUGGCAUUAUUUGUGGGCUGUACUUGUUCUUGAUGAAAUCACGGAUGAACACCAUUGAAGAGCAUCAUAUUCUUACAAGAUAGCCGUCCACUUCUCUCUGUUUCUCAAUAAUACCCCAACUGAGAUAAAUUUGUGGAGAAUGUAGCCUACAAAUCAAAUCAUGACCCUCAAAUCUUAUUUAAAUAAAGUGAUAACACAGACUUGUUUGAUUGAACUGUUGAAAUUGAGUAACUAAUAAAUGUUUUGAGUUAAAAUACAACAUAACUAGCGUAAAAAGCAAUCUGUUUAUAUUUUCAAUCUCUGGCCUAACCGAUUCAUGAAUUAUAUUUGUUCAUUUUAUUUAUAAAGUUGAUUAUUCUGUUUUGAUGUACGAUCGCUUGAACAAGUUCACUUAUUUAGAAUGAAUGAAUUAUAAUCAGCAACAGAAUCUACGACGCCUGAUUCGUCUCAUUUGGGACUCGUCAAACGAAUUCCGUGUUGAUAUUUACAUUGAAGUCAGAAUAGAGUACCUUUCAUUUCAAAUGUUCAACUUGUUAUCAACCAAGCUAUUGAUUUCAAGUACACUUUGACUUCUCUCACAGAUUUGGUGCAAUUGAUAGGAGUUUGACAUUGAGGGUUAGAUAGGCCGCCGAAAGCAAGUGUUUUUCAAACCCAUCUCCUAACAUUAUCCCAUGUGGCUUUCGAAAGGUGAAUGUAAAUAAAUCAACAGUUCAAUAUUAGAACUUCUUGUUAACUCUAUUCACAAGGCUUCACCUGAAAUUUCCUUUGAAAUAAUCCAUACGGUUGGAAAAUUUGGUUCGAAAGAAGCCCAAGUUACUAUAUACUAUCUUAGAUACAGAUUCACUGAAAUCUCUCAAAAAGUCGUGACAGGGGAGAAUUCUAUCUUGUUAAGAAUGAGGCAGUAGUCGACUUAUUAAUAUUGAAUGAUCGUCAAACUACAUAUUAAAAACUGUGCGAAACGAGAUUCUGAUUCAGUGAUUUGAAUGGUAACGCUCUAUCCACACAAGGAUUAAAAAUAGUUGCUACUCAUUUUUCUUCAGGUUCAAACAAAGAGGAAACAGCUGUCCAGUGCUUCUUGAUUGUCAUUUUGUUGUUUAACUGUCUUCAUGUAUAAAAAUUGUUUCUCUUUGGCUUGAUUCAUUUACUAUAAUUCCGGUUCUUUAGAACUUUAAUACUCAUCCCUGCAUAUAAAAUUCAGCAUACCAUAAUCAGUCUUGUUUUAUGUGGUCUGAUCAUUAAAAUAACGGUGUCUUUCGUUUAUUCCACCAUAGUUGGAAAUAGUUAGGUAUUUCGAUUUAACUAAAUUGUUUGGUAAAUCGAUCAUCUAUACAGAAAUUUACUUAAUUAUAAAAGAAGUAUGGUUUAAUUUUUUUUCUUCUUUUGAAUGUAAAAUACUCAUGUGUAGGGUUAUAAUGCAUCCAUAAAGUAAUUAGCGGUAAUAUUUUCAUGAUUAUUAAUUUUUAAAGCAGCUUGUAAUCACUGUAAACUAUUUUCACGACUAAUUAUUCGAAGUUAAACCAUCUAAUGUGAUAUGGGACAUUCACUGGAAUGCAAACAUAUUCUACUAAUAAGGUAUAAUCUAAAAGAAUUUUAAUAGAUAACGUGUUAUUGUUUAUUGCAAUUGGUAUUAUCUUCUAGUCCUAGUGUAAAGGUCAAUAUUGUAAGGUGAGUAAAUCCUAAUAUGUAUCGUACAGAGAAAAAAUUACAAGAUACCUAGAUUAUACUAUUUUCCUUAAUCCAAGCAAGUUAACAUCUGAAAAUAAUAUUGAUACGAUUUUCUCAAGAUACAAUAUAUAUCAAUAGAGAGACCAUAAUAUCAACAAUAAGAGAAUUUAACAUUAAAUAUGUUCAUCUUAGGAGACUGAAAUUUUAUACGAUAUUCUUUAUUGUUCAUGUAUAUCUGACUGUCAGUUGUGUUUUCACUUACUGUUACAUUUAUCUAAUGUAAAAAUAUCAAAAACACAUUGGUCUUAUCCAUAGUUUCUAUCCUCUGUAUUAUGUUGAUAAUACUUAAAAAUAACUAAGUAGUAUAACUAUCUGUCAUUGUUAAUAUUUUCUGUUAUCUUGUGUAUUUAUGUAUAUAAACAUAUAAACUUAAACUACUAUAAUCACUUAAAUAGAUUCAGAUUUGUAAUAAUUUCAAUAGUUGAGAUCAUGAGUCAAUUAAAGCUAGACCACCAUGGAAAACCUGGAAGCACUGGACGGCCGUUUCUUCCUAUGGUGGGACUCCUCAGCAGUGCGCAUCUACGAUCGCGCCCGCAUGAUUCGAACCCAAAACCUACCAGUCUCGUGUGCGAGCGCUUAGCCACUAGACCACUGAGAUGACCAGCAUCCAACGGUAUUAAUGUAUAACUUCAGCCAAUCCACGAAAUUGAAUGACACAUCCAACAUCAUCAUCAUCAGUGAGUUCCUGUCUCACAACUGACCCGGUUGAACUCCACUGGUCACUGCUUCUCACUAGAACUCCAGGAUGUACAUCUAGAAGCCAGUCACUAGUGAGUAUAUGUUGAUUAGUAUCAGAAGAGGUUUCGUGGAGAUUGUAGUAAUUUCAGUAGUUAAGAUCAUGAGUCAAUUGAAGCUAAACCACCAUGGAAAACCUGGACCGCCGUUUCGACCUAUUGUGGGACUCCUCAGCAGUUUUUACAUAAUGAAGUUUUAUUAUUAUUUUUUGAUGGUCUAGAAUUUCUUCCUGUGAUAAGAUCCAAAAAAUGAACUAAAAAUAAUAAAACAUUAAGGUAAUUGAAUGAAUUUACGUUUUUUCUAUAUCUGUAAUGGACUAGAUAUAAACAAAGAUUUUUAAAAGCUUUUCGAUAAAAGUGUGGUUUGAAAUUUUUUGGUUGCUUUGACAACUGAGAUAACUAUUUACCUGUGAUAUGGAAGAACUGUUAUAUUGUGUUACAUGCUGACCUAAUUUCUGCUGUAAAGAUUGAAAGUCAGUCAGUUUCACAAAAUCCUGUAACAAGAAUCAUUAUAUGUCGAAGGAUUACUUACUUUUAGAGUCGACUCCCAGAGUUCUGACAAGAAAUCAAUAAGGUUCAACCAAAACUGGAGUGAGAUGAAUAUCAGCGAUGACAAUGGACACAUAAUAUUGCUAAUUGACUAAAGUUACACAUGUACACCAACGAAUAGCGGGUCAGUAGUUUAAAGGUCAGGCACUUGCCGUAAGACUUGAAGGUCUCGGGUUCGAGGCCUGGUUGGCCUGUGGAUACACUUUUCAGAGGAAUGUUAUACUAGAAUGAUACAAAUGUUUAGUGCUUCUCGGUUUUUCUAUGGUGAUCUAACUAAUAUCCAUCCGUGAUAUAAUCCGUGAAAUAUGAAAUAAACCAGUUUAACCUAUAAAGACUCAUUGGUUAGGAAAAGAUUUCAUGUAUCACUUUUCAAAUCUAUAUUAUCAUUUAAAUUCAGAUUACUGAAAUCGUAUUAAAUAAUGUAGCAUAAUAAAUAAGUUUUAUCUUACAAUACUGAAGAAUUGUAUGCUAUCGGAAGCCUUGCUUUUAGUAUAUCACAUUAUUCGGGAAGAUUAACAUUUUCAAUGUAGUUCUAUGAGUUGUUAGAAGUGAGUAUUUUCAAACAGUCUCGGAAAAAUGUUUUCCAAAUGAUAUGUCACAAUACCACUACCAAACAAACCUUAAAAAACCAUUUACUUUUGUAGUUCCAAAAAAUGUACUACGAUUUUCUUAACCAUCUACAGGGUAGUAUAAUCUUGCCUACUUUGGUUCACCUUUUUUCAUUGUUGAAUUUGGUACAUUGGUGCAAUGCUGAUAUAUAGGCCUUAUAUACCUAAAUUCAACCUGGUAUGUAGGUGAAAUGACUAAAAAUAACUAUAUAUGAAUAUACCCCUGAGUUAUUUGGGAUAAGGUUUGAUAAUUUGCAUAACCGGUUCCCACUAAUAACAUGCCUCUUUUCUCAUUUCUCAUUUACUAUUUAGUCCUGAGUUAGCAUAUGAACUCAGAAAUGUAAUAUAUCUGGAUUCACCUAGCCUAUCACCGAUUUAUCGGAUAUUCAUAACAAAUCAUUACUAAAAUACAGAGUAGUCGUUAUGUCUUGUGCACAGCUACUCUGUUGAUAUAUAAUGACGAUUAAUUUGUACAUUAUCCUGUGCUUGAUUCCCAUUCUAAAUAAAAACCUUCAAGUGUACUCACUUUAUUAUCAGUCUAUUCAUGACUAUAAAAGAGUACAAAUUGAGUAGUCCUGAGACUUACGAGUUAACUUCAACUCACAAUAUGUCUAAAAUCCUAUUAUCUAUUGAAUAUUUCAACUGAUAUUUUGAAACUGAUCACUCCUAAUCAAAAACCUCACUAAAAUUUUCUUGUACUACAAUUCCAUGUUGGUAUUGAAGCAUGUCAUCCACUGGUCAGUUGUUUUUUUCAUAACCAUAUGAAAGCUUAUAUCAGCUGCUCGUUCAAGAAAUGCUUUAUAAAUUUCACAGGUUGAAAUCAUGAGUCAGUUGAAGCUAGACCACCACUGAAAACCUGGAAGCACUGGACGGCCGUUUCGUCCUGGUAUGGGACUCCUCAGCAGUGCGCAUCCACGAUCCCACACGACGCGGGGCUCGAACCCAGGACCUACUGGCUUCGCGCGCGAGCACUUAACUACUAGACCAGUGAGCCGGCAUCCAACGGUGUUAAUGAUUUCAACCUGUGAAAUUUCUAAAAAUUCUCCACAAAACCCAUUCUGAUAAAAUGCUUCAUAGUCAUUAAUCCACACGUUUUUUUAAUUCGAUCGAAUUUGUACAUGCUUUUUGUUUCACUCAAAAUGAACGAUUCCUCUUAUAUUAAAGUUAAUAGGUUGACAAACAUAUAAAUAACGUUAAGAUUAGGAUUCUUCACGGGAAAAAGUUUCAUACUGUUUUGUCUUUUUAAUUUAUCCUCUUACCAUAAGGAUUUUCUACCCUAAUUGUUAAUAUCCUUUCUGUGAUUGGAUGUUUAAGGUUGUCUGUUUAAUUCUUUGGUAGGAUACCAAUCCUCUAAUAUGAUCCAAUAGUUAUAUCUAAAAUUAACUUUGUAUGUAACAUUUUUUUUCUUAAAAAUAACAAGACAUUAAACAAAUUGUAUUUUGUGAACAUGUGAUUAUUUUCAUUGAGACAAUGUUAGAUCACUAUUGAAAAUCUGAAGGCACUGGACGGUCGUUUCGUCCUAGUACAGAACUUCUCAGAAAUGCACAUUCAGCAAUUUGAGUAUCGCGUAUGAACACUUAACCUACAGACCACUGAGCCUUUAUCUAACGUUGUUAAUUGGUUAACUAUAACCGAUACAAGAUAUUGUACGACCAUCUUUCAUUGUCUUCGAUGGGUAACUGCUUCACACCAGAUACGGUUAAACUAUAUGGGUUACAACUUUUCAGUGGAACUCCGAGAAUUUAAUCUCAAAGCUAGUUACUAGCACUGAAAUUCUUAUCUAAUCAACAUUCAAUAUCAAUGAUAUAAUGAAUCUAAUAGAAAUUUAGAGAGAAAAAAAGGACUGUUCAUUUCAUUCAAAAACAAUUAUUCAUUACAUUUAAUUAUUAUUAGUAGUAGUCCAACUUCAAAUCAAACAAUGAACCAAUAAAAAUACGGUUUUUUUAUUUAUUAGAAAAAACAAAAGAUAAAAGAAAAAUCAUCCAAUUAAUGUGUAUCUACUAGUAUCUACUACACUUAUUUUACUAUACAUAUAUAACUAUUUUCAAAGUUCAAUACACUCAGUAACUAAUGAUACCUUAUAACUAAUACUACAUAUAUAUGUACUCGAGUUAAACAAUGAUUUGUAACUAUCAUGUUUAUUUUGAUCAUUUUUAUUCUUGUUCAUUGAAUAUGAUGAUAUCAAUAAUUAGUAUUUCAUUGGAAUCAUUAAAAUCAUGUUAAUAACAUUUAUUACAUAAUUCAUUGAAAUCUAUGAUUACAUAAUCAUUUUCAAUUAUGAUCUUAUUGAAUGGAAUCAAUUUAUCAACCAAUUCAAUGAUUUAUCAAUAUUUAUUAAUGAUCAUUAUUAUUAUUCUAUUUAUAAUUACAAAUAAUUGUGGAUCAGUUCAAAAUAAUACAAAUAAUAAUAUGACUAGUGAUUACAAUACUACUAACAUGAAUACUACUGUUAUGAAUAAUAAUAAUAAUAAUAAUAAUUUAAGUACAGGUGGAAUAAUCGGAAUAAUCAUUGGUUUGGUUAUUAUUACUACAAUAACUAGUAAGCUAAAAAAAAGUAUUUUAUUUGUAUCAUUGUUCAUUUUAUUUAAAUGUUGUUUCAACAGUUCAGAUCAUGAGUCAAUUGAAGCUAGACCACCAUGGAAAACCUGGAAGCAGUGGACGGCCGUUUCGUGGGACUCCUCAGCAGUGAGUAUCCACGACCCCGCCUCGUGGGAUUCGAACCCAGGAGCUAUCAGUCUCGCGCCAGGCGCUUAACCAACUAGACCACUGAGCUGGCCGGCAUCCGACGGUGUUAAUGUUUAACUUCAAUUAAUCCACGAAAUUGAGAGACACAUCCACCGUCUAUUGGUGGUCUAGCUUCAAUUGACUCAUGAUCUCAACUGUUGAAAUUACUACAAUCUCCACAAAACCCUUUCUGAUACUAAAUGGUGUUUAAUGAAUAGUAUCACUUCUUAGUAAAUUUCUUAAUACAUAUCUCAACUCACUUUAAAUGAUGAAUUUUCAUUACUCUAUCAAUUAAUUUGCACUUUAUGCUUAACUUUACUAUUGAUCCUAUAAUACUUGAAUAAUACUUUGAAGAUAUUUUUGAUUAAAUAUAAGUAACUUAUAAAUACGCUAUUAUUCUUAAUAGUUAUUUUAGGCAUCAUCAUAGUAAAUAGAAUGAACUGUUGAGUAGUUAACUUGUCCUAUAGUUAGUAGACAGAUAGUUCGCUUAAGCCAAUAUUCAGAUCAUAUUCUGUGUACUGUUUAUUUAUGUGUAACUUAUAAAGGUGUUUCCUUCACACAACCAGCAUAACAGCGAUGUUGCCUUUCUACAAGGAAGGGUGAGGUUAGAAAAGGUCGACCCUAAAAAUGCACACCCCACCCUAUCCCCCGGUGGUAACGUCUGAACAAGUACGGAGUUAACAUGAACAUUACUCACAAAAAGGUCAUUUGUAACCGGCCUCAAGCAGUUGUCCAAUGGACACCACGGUCACUAUGAACACCUCUAAUCAAAUUUCCUUUUCAGGUACCUCUAGAAAAAUCCUUUCACGGUUUGGACAACCAGGAGAUGAAAACGACUCUGAUACCUCUAACAGCAUUCAAGAUCACUGUAUUCAUAACCAAUCUCUCUCUUCAAAUCUUAUUAUUCCUCCUACCUCGAUUUUCAACUGUAAACUUCCUUUUUUGACUUCCUUUUCAAGUGUCACCAUGGCCAACGAUUCUAGUGCGUGAAACACUGUCUCAGGUCUACGGAAAGCUUGCCCUCAAAUAAACAUUAAAGCCUUCAACGUACGCACCCUAUGCCAAAUUGACCAGCAGGACUCAUUAGCUAAAAACCUAGAAUCUUAUAUCAUUGAUGUAUGCUGUGUCACCAAAGCACGCAUACAGGAUCCUAGCGCGGUAAGUCACUUGCCAUCACCUCGCCAAAACUGAGGGACGACGAGAUACACCCUCCGUUUAUCUGGCCACCCGAUGACUAGUUCUCAUGGACUGGCAGGUGUAGGCAUAGCACUAGGUACGAGGGAAGAUUAAGCACGAUGAGAAUAGAUCCCUGUUAUCAGUCGCCUGCGUUUUGUUCAGCCAAACGACUCAGUAAGAACUCGGAAGGACAGAGACACACGUCUUUGCCUUUUCGUCGUUUCUGUCUAGGCUCUCAAUGAUUGCAGCCCGGAUGAAGUGAAAGAUGACUUUUACAGGGAGCUUUCUGAACUUCUUCAAAAAUUUAAACACUCGGACAUAGUACUCGUAACGAGUGACUUUAAUGCCCAGGUAGGUAGCUUUAACCAACCAGAAAGACAUUCAGGUGGGUAUUUUGGUAUUUAGGCUCAGAGAAAAGAUAAUGGUGGUCGCCUGCUGCAACUGUGUUCAGACAACCGUCUAUUUCUGAUGAGCACCAAUUUUAAGCAUAAGGGGAAAGACAUCGUGUAGCAUCGCGACCCCCUUGCACCAAACCAGCGAUGGGCUCAAAUAGACCAGAUUGCCAUCAGUCAUGAUUGGAGAGGGCCGAUGGAAGACUGUCUCUAGUUCUGGAAUACACGUUUGGAUUCCGAUCAUGCUCUACUACGAUCUUGCAUUUGAUUUAGCCUUACUGGACGCAGAAAAACCACACUAAUAAGACCCAUUAGAACUGAACUGAUUGACAAGAAAGCCAAAAGUAGAUACUAUGAACAACUGAGGCCAGGCUUAGGUAGUUCUAAAAUCGAGGAUGACCCAGAUGUUGCUUGGAAAGAUAUACGAACAGCUAUGGAAACAGCAGUGACAUAUAUUAGUGAUUUAUACCAAAGGGUUACGAAAAACCAAGUCUAUUACACUGAUGGAUUCUCAUAAACUCAUCCCUCCAGUCUCUGAACACGAUGAAGAGAGUAAACAAAUCAGAUAUAGGUUAACCACAAGUCUAAGGAACGACCGUGAGCAGUGGUGGGCAACGAAAGCAAAAGAGACGGAGAAGGCGGUGGUUGUAGGUAACACAAGAUAGCUCUUCAGACUAAUAAAAGAAACUGGAACUAAGAAGUCAAGUGUAAAUGAGACUGUCUUGGAAAAAGACUACAAUCUUAUCUGCUCUUAGGCCAGACGUUUAGAACGACGGGCGGAACACUAAGGAGUAGUUCAUCUAAUCUAAAACUACCCACCAUUCCCAAACAGCCUGAGUAGAACAUUAAAGUUGGUCCCCCGACUCUAAUUGAAGUUUAAAAAGCUAUAGCUAAUUCGAAACGAGGAAGGGCAGCUUUUCAGAUGGAUUGGCUCCAGAGGUCUCUAAGGAUAGUGGUCCAAUUUUAGCGAUUAGGUUGACCAAUAUUCUAGCUAAAAUCCGGGGACUGAAUGUAAUCCCAUCGGGCUGGUCGCAAUCACUGAUUGUCCCAAUAUGUAAGAACGGGUCAGAACCAUCCUGUGACAACCAUAGAGGGAUUAGUUUGACUAAUAUAGCAUCUAAAAUGCUAGCCUCAAUAAUUAUUGGACGCCUAAAUAUGACUCGUGAACUGCAAACACGAGAAAAUCAGGCUGGCUCCAAACCUGUCCGUACCUGCAUCAACCACAUAUUCACCAUACGUCAGAUCUUAGAAUACAGGCAUGCUUAUCGGCGUCUGACAAUGGUAGUUUUUCUUAACUUAAAAGCAGCUCUUAACUCAGUUGACCGAGAGGUUUUUUGGUAGUAUCUGUCAAUGAAAAUGUACCUCUGAAGUACAUAAACCUUGUAAAUGUUCGUUAUUCGACCACUAUCAGUCGAGUCAGAGCUUAUAGGGAACUGUCAUCUGAUUUUGCAACCUCAAGUGCUGUCCGUCAAGGUUGUCCACUAUCUCCAUUUCUGUUUAAUUUCAUCAUGGACCUACCGCUGGGAAUAACUUUCUCAUCGACUGGAUUUUCAGCAAUUAAUCUCCUACCAGGAGGUCCACUCACCGACACAGAAUAUUCAGAUGACCUAGUCCUGUUUGGUGAAGACGCUAUAGUGCACAGUCUUUUGCUAGCACCCAACAACAAUACCAGGAUGUUUGGAAUGCAUUUCUCUCUCUCUCUAAAUAAAAAUUGUUGCUUCAGGAUUUUGCCAACUCACCUCACCUAUCGCGAAGUUGAGAUAUCCGUCUAUCAAUUUAAGGACCAGUACAUUGCACAGCAUUUCGUCCUAUUCUACUUUACGGCUGAGAAACGUGGUCAUUAGGAGUAGAAGAUACUCGUGAGUUACUAGUAUUUGAUCACAGAUGUUUAAAAGAUAUUACUUGGAUUUGACGGUAUCACCAGGUAAGUAAUAGUCAGGGUAUUAGGAAAUGAUGGUAAAUCAGUUGAUGAGGUUGUAAAUCUUCACCGACUGAAACGGUUGGGCCACAUAAUACGCACGCACAACUACCGAUUACCACAGCGCCUAAUGCUGACUAUUGUAGGGGAUGGUUGGAAGAAAGUUAGGAGCUGCCAAACUAAAAUGUGGCAUUAUUACUUGAAGUUACUAACUUCUAGUCUGAGACAUGUUGGUUGAUGCAAAAUACUUGGUUGGGGUUCGCGUGACCAUCGUAACCAACGGUUGGAGACUGUGUAUAACAUGGCUCAGAAUCUAUCACAAUGGUGUAGGUGUAUACACAUUUCGUCUUCCCUUAAACGGUGUUAUUAUAUUUUGGUGUAUUCGACUACGUCAUUUAUAUUUAAGUCAACGUCAUACUAAAAUGUAUGAUCCAGAUAUGUUUCAAAAUAGUCAAAUUAAAAAUAAUGGAUCAUUACAUUAUUCUAGUACAUCACAUCAACCAAUGAAUUCAUUACAAAAUUCAUUAGCAUCUAUUAAUCAUUUACAAAAAUAUUCAUUACCUAUAGGACAAAUGAUUAGCCCUUAUUAUAAACAACAACAAUUUUUUCAAUCCAAUUUAAAUCAUUCUAAUGAAUAUCAUAAUUCGACUAUAGAGAAUUCAUUAAAACAAUUACCUGAUCAUCAAAUAAAUUCUGAUAUGAAUUUAUAUCUUGGAGAACGAUCAAGUUAUACAAAUAAUUCAUAUUCAUCACAAUCUCCUAAUUGGACUGAUCAGCAUUACUUUAAUACAAAUCAUUUCAAUGGUUCAACAUUAUUCGAUGUUACAUCUCCCAAUUUUCAAUCCUAUAAUAAACCUACAACCGAUAUAAUGUUAACAGAGACGUCAACAACAUUACCAACAAUAAAUGAACCAACUUGUUAUCCAGUUUAUGUUCAUCCAUUACAGUCUACCCUGAAUAAAUAUAGAUCUUCAUCUAGUGAAAAUCUAUCAUCACGACAUCAUAAUUCAAGAAUUAAAUCAAUUGCAUUCAUUACUCAUUUAAGUGCAUUUGGUUUAAAGAAUAAACGACGUUUUUCACAAUUAACAACAAAGAAAUUAAGUAAACUAAAAGAAAAUACUACUAGUCCUAAUGAUAAUUAUAAUAAUAAAUCUGGUCAAUUAAAUCCUUUACCAAUUGCAGAAGCUUAUGAAUCAGGAAGUUAUCAUAAUCAAAAUAUGAUAUCUGAUAAUUUUAAUUUUAAUGCAAUGGAAUCAUUUGAUAAUGAUUACUUUUUAUAUAGUUUACAAACAGCUGUAUUCAAUGGUUUCGUUCCAUCGAAUCCAUUAAAUCAACAAUAUACCUAUCAUGAUUAUUACAGAAUGCCAGGUCAUCAGAUAAUACCAACUACAACCGCAAUAACACCGAUACUUCAUGAAAAGUUCAAUCAAUCAUCAUUUGGUGAAGAUUUAAGUUUAGGCAAUAAUCAAUCAACAACACCAUCAACUGGAUAUUAUUCAUCGAAUAGAAAUUCUAGAGUAUUUUCACCUGAUUACAAUAAUAAUAAUAAUAAUAACAGUAAUCGUUUUAAAUUUCCCCCACCCGGUCCACCAGUUGCUGGUUGGGUUAACCAAUUUAUUAUCAGAGCAAAUACGCUUGAAAAUUCAUUAUCUAAUGUGAAUACAAUAACAUCAUCAACGUCUCCAUUAACAAGCAUAAUAUCGUUGAAUGAAAGGCGAGCACAUCAGUUGCAACAACAACAACAGAAAAACGCUUCUUUCUCUUCAUCAUUACAUAAUACACCAUUAAAUCAUUCACCAAUCACAGCGAUUGAUAUUAUUGGUUUAUCAAGUCCGAUUACUAUACCAAGUAGAUCCAUUUCAUCUGUACCACCAUCUCCACAACACAUUCCAUUUGAUUUUAUUCAUUCUUCUCGUUCAUUGGGUUUAACUUCAUCGAGUGUAAUUCCAAGAAGAAAUAAUUCAAUAACAAAAUAUCCUAAACAUGAAUUACCAAUAAUAGGAAAAAGAAUAAUCCCUAUUGAAACUGAUAAGUUGCCUGUAUUCACCAAACUUGAUUUUCCAGAAUUCCCAAAUGAUUCACUUACUGUAUUAAAAAAUAAUUUCAUAAAACCUGAAAAUAAUAUCUUAUUACAUAAUUUAAAAGAUAAUAAUAAUAAUACUACUAAUACACAGAAUAAUAAUAAUAAUAUGUCACAACAACAAUAUCUAAGUCCAUUAAAUUGUUCUGAUCCACAACAUAGUGAUAGUGGUUAUAAUGAUUCAUUAAUUAUUCCUGAUCAAAAAUUAUCAUCAUUAUUAUUAUUAUCUUCAUCAUCUACAUCAUCUUCUAUAGUUCAUUCAUCAAUUGAUUUUCAAUCACCAACAAAUUUAUCACCAUUAUUUCAAUAUGAUACUAUACAUAAUUCAACUGAAUGUAUUUCAAUUACAUCACCUAUAACAACUACAUCAACAAUGAAUUCAAUCUUUUCUGAUACAGUUGAAAUGAUCCAUAAUUAUUCAGUUGUAGAUAAUCAUAUUGAAAAUACUGUCAAUAAUAAUAAUAAUAAUAAUAAAAGUAAUCAAUAUGUUUAUUGUAAAUUAGAACUUCCUUUAUCUGUUACACAAUCUAUACCUGUAUCAUUGUCUUCAGUCACAGCGAUAAUAUCAUCACCAUCAUCAAAAAGAUCAUCAACUAGUUCACGUAGUACUGAACCAAGUUCUGCAAAUAGUACUACUGUUAUAUUACGUGAAAAUUUAGAUGUAAAUCGAAAAUUAUCUUAUCCAACUAUGAAUAAUUUCAAUAGUACUAAUCGUAAUCAAACUAUGUUCCGUUCUCCAAGUGAUCCUGAUAUAUUUUUUUCAUUUUGUGAUGAAUCAAUAAAUAAUAAAUCAACAUUAACACAACAACAAUUUCCUUCAAUUCAUUUAUCAAAUCAUUAUAAACAACAACAACAUCAUCAUCCAACUAGUGUACCAUUAUCACGUACAAAUUAUACAUCGAAUAAUAUGAUGAAAUUAAUGAUGAUGAGUACAUUAUCUGAUUCAUUUAAAUAUCAUCAUCUUAUAAGACAAAAAUCUGAAAGUCAAUUACUUACAGAUCGUCAUGAUUCAUUUGAUGAAAUUUCAUGGGAUUUACAACCAACUCCAUUAUAUUAAAUAAUAAUUUCAUUAUCCUAAUAAUGAACAAUAUUUUUUAUCAGUAAUAAUCAUUUUAUUCAAAUAUAAACAAAAUAUUGAUAAAUAUAUAUAUAUAUUUAUAAAGAUUAUUAUGUACAGUCAUCACCUUGGUAACAACGAGGGGAAUAGAGUAAGCUGCUUUACAUUGUUCAUACUGUGAUAUAUAUAUAUAUAUAUAUAUAUAUAUAUAUAAGCAUAUUUAUUUAUUCAUUACGUCAUUAUUACCAUGAAUAAGAAAGUAUUUCAUAUUCAUAUAUUCCUUGUAGAAUACUGUUUUUCUUUCUCUUUUUGUUCCUCUUAGAUAAAUAAUACCAAAAUGAUUAUCUUGAUUAUUAUGAUGAUUAAAGUGGAUAAAUCAUUUCCUCCCUCAUUAUGUAACUGUUUUGGUUUGUUUUGUUUUUCUUUAUACCAGUUUUUUUCUCUUUGUUUGUUUGUUUAAAUACUCUUCCGAUAUUAUUUCACCGGUACUAUUGCACCCCUUUAAUACAUUAAACUUAUUAUUCAUUAUUUAUUAUAAAUGAUCAUGACAUGAAUAGUUAAGCUUUUAUUUAUGUUAACUUACUAAACGAUAGAUCUAUCCACUUCUAAUUUACCUUAUUUUGUAUGAAUAGAUGAUUUAUUUGUCUAUUUUUUGGGGGGGGGAGGGGGUCUCUCUCUAAACAAUUGUGUGUACGUGUGUGUGUGUGUUAUUUAGCACAAAAUAAACUCAAUAUCACUAUUUUAUUCUAUUAUGUAACCAAAGGUUAUAUUGGUUCUUUGUUCUAGUGUUCAUAUUAAUAUAAUGUCUUGUUUGUUUGUUUUUUUUCGUCUUAUUUUGUUUAAUUUUAACUCAUAUUUUGACGACAACGAUGAUGAUGAUGAUGAUGACGGCAACAACAUUGUCAUUCUUACCGACGUUGUACACUUUCUUUUCCAUGGCUAACUUUCUCUAUGAUAUUUUUCUUUUUUCUUUUCCUUUUUAUCAAUAAUUCAACAUAUGAAAGACAGAAAUGAACAAUUUGAUAUAUCAUUCUUUUAUUCUGCAUUUUUCUAUCAUUAUUACUAUAGAUGUUGUUCUAUUUUCUAUAUUCUGCUCAUCUUUUUUGUUUUUGUUUACUGCUGUAUGUUAUUUAAUUUUUCAUCUGGUCUAUUUCCAAUGAAUAUCAAACUUUCCCAUUAAUACUACUACUACUACUAGUACUACUAUUAUCCCAUGUCUCUUUGUUUGGUCUCGUUAAACACCACUUUUCUAAUUAAAUAUGAAUAAAUGAUGAGCAUACUACUACCACUAUUAUUAUUAUUAUUAUUAUUCAACUAUUGUUGAAUGGGAUUAUAAUAGUGAGGGUUUAUCUCUCCUUUACAUAUUAACAUUCAUAGUUGUGAUGAUGAUAAAUGGAUGGAAGUGAAUUACUUUUUUUCAAACAAAAAAAAAGAAAAGAAAUAAGGGAAUGAAACAUUCGAUAAAAUUAUACCGGAUCGAUAAAUUUACCAAAUAAUUUGAAUGAAUGGAUCAGUGUUAGAUUACCAUCAAAAACUUGGAAGCACUAGAUGGCCGUUUUGUCCUAGUAUGGGACUCUUCAGCAGUGCUCAUCCAGUAUGGUAGAUUAUCAUUUGUGAUGACGGAUUGCCAGAAUUUCUAUAGUUUAAAUCCAGAUGAAACUGAGAUUACUAUUGCUUGCCAUACCUUAACGAUAAUUAAUGUAGACAGAGUUUCGUUCAUUGUUUACCUGACAAAUGAUUGAUCACUAAGUAGUAUCCAAUAUAUGAUCUUUCCCAGUGCUGAUAGAAUUCUAUCGUCUAAGUUGUGAUGCGACAACUAGUGUUCAAGUAAAUCAACAUCUCUCGCAUUAUGUUGAGAUGUAAGGAGUUGGCUGUAAGUAGUCGAUAAGGAAUCCUGAACCUGAGUUUCGUGUUAUUUGGCGCUCGUCAGCAAAGUGUACCUGUAAUUUAAAUGGAACUGAUGCUACCUCGUUGAUUCAGCCCCGUGUCACUAAGCUUUAUAGUCAAAUAUAUUGUUACUUAUAUAUUCGGUUUCCUGUAGUCUAUGUCCAACCACCACCUUAAAUCUCAACAUAAUAAACAGAUUUUUAACGAUUGACUUCAGUGUUAGCGAUUUUGAUGAAAAAUCUGCUGAUUAGUGUCCAAGAAAUACAAGAUUAUUGAAAGCAUUAUGUGACUAUCAAUUUGAUAAUAUUAUUACAGCAUGAAAUAAGAGAGAUUGUUGCUGUUACUUCCUCUACUUGAGUGGGACAGAAUACGGUAUACAACUAUUGGCACUCGAAUAUAUAGAACCCCACAUUCGCAAAUCAAAAGAUGGAGAAAGCAAAGUAAGCGAUUAUUGGGUAAGGGUCAAAAGUGUGCAGAAAAACAAGGGUAUUUGUAGUUUUUAGUAUCAUCUACAACAUCGUUAUAAUUGAGCCAGUCCUCAAAUAGGAAUUUCACACAACCGUCUGAUCACACCAUGCCACGUUAGUAUUCUAGAAGGUUCUCUUAGGUUCUGGUUAGACGAAAUCUCUUCAGCAUCUUUAGAGCAUCUAAAGGUUUCUUCGUCCUUUUCAAAGUCGCUACAAAAAUUGCAUUUAAUGAAAAUCAUGAACCGAUCUAUGCUGAACCACCAUUGAAAACCUGAGAACACUGCACAGUCGUUUUGCCCUAGUACGGGACUCCUUAGAAGUGAGCGUCUACGACCUUGCACGCGAACGCAACCUCCAAACCAUCGAUUCAGCGUUCGUUGGUGCUGAUGUCUAGUACUAGCCAAACCACGACACUGCGCAGAUUGGACUACCAUUUAUUUUUGCAAAUAAAUGAAGUAGAACAAACAUCAAAAUUAAUUUUUGUUCACUGCAUCCACAACAAGUUUACGACAAAUAAUUUUCCUGAUGUUUCACUACAUUAUUAACACAUCAAUAAUAAAUUUAGCCAGAUUAUCAUUAAUCCUCAUUUGACCGUACUCAGUCAUCAAUUUUAAUUGCGUCCGAUUCUAGAAUAAAUACUAAUAAUUCAG
Messenger RNA from Schistosoma haematobium, 16402 nucleotides. Its product is annotated as cell division cycle- protein. Bases 10489 to 13398 code for a protein of 969 amino acids. NCBI's taxonomy places the organism in Eukaryota, Metazoa, Platyhelminthes, Trematoda, Strigeidida, Schistosomatidae. The record is from RefSeq and is a predicted model, not a curated record. The transcript is spliced from 7 exons.